GAGGAAGAAGAAUUGAAAGGAAGGAGAAAGGAGAGAAAGUCGGAAGAAGGGGGACUAAUCGUGGAGAGAGAGAGAACGUGGUGUUGAAUCGGUGAAAACGGAAACGCGAAUGGCCGAGAACGGUAGCAGGGUGUACCCGGUUACGGCGGUCCAUCUUGCGGGUGAGAUCGAUCCUGAAACAGCGGCACCGGGUAGUUGGUAAUGGGGGGUUUAGGCGAGAAUGCCUUUCCCCUGUCGUGGUCGUGGUCGUGGUCGUGGUCGUGGUCGUGGUCGUGGUCGCCGUUCCAUACCAAUUUUACUUCCCUCUCGACAACAGGUUCCCGUCGUGCGCGUCCGAUUCCCGUUUCUUCGCCGUACCUACUACGCCCGAGGUCCGAGGCAAGGACACCGCGCACCUUCCUCCCGUCUCUCGAUCGUCGAACCGGUCCUCCUCGAAUCAUCGGCUCCUCCUCCGUCUCUCCUCGCCGUCGCCGCCGUUGUCGCGGUGCUCGUCGGCCGAGUCGCGGCACGGGCAACGCCAGGAUCGGAAGCGAGCGUGGUGGCGGCAGUAGUGGUGGCGAGUGCGAUCGCCGCCACCGAUCCACCGGAAAAGGGAAGGUGGUGCUACUCGAGGCGGAAGCGGAUCGGGGACAGGAGAGGAGGAGGAGUAGCGGGGGAAGGAGGAGGAGGUGGUGGUGGGGGUGGAGGAGGUGACUCGCCGCCGAGAUGCACCAGGUGUCGGUGUACGGAGCAGGACUCGAUUCGAACGCAGAUCGAAACGAGAGAUUGUGGGAGAAGAUCGAGUACAGGGAUCGGCGUGCCUGUGAACGGCAAUCCUCUUCCACCUCGCCGGCUUACGUCGAUUCCCCGGAUCGAUCGCCAUGCCGAUCUUCUUCUCGCUCUUCGCUCCCCUCUACUCGCGUUUUAUUCAGAUACAGAGGAUCCCUCGUACCUUCCAACGUUUUCCUCAUAGGGUUGGCGCUCUGCUGUCUAACCUUCUCCCCCGUGCAACCCCGACAAAAUCAUCAUCAUCAAACUUGUCCAGGUUGUCCGCACCAGCAUCAACAACAACAACAACAACAACAACAACACCAGCACCAUCAACAACAACAACAACAACAUCAACAGCAUCAACAACAACAACAACACCAGCAACAGCAGCAACGGAAGAGAGAAGAAGAGGAACGACAAGAGCAAUAUAUUCGUCGGGAGACGCACGAGAGGGGGGGCGGUGGUUGGGAAAGAAAGGAGGAUACCGCCGCGCCCACCCCGGAUGACUUGAGAUUGGAGGCUAUCAAGCAUCAAAUCCUGACUAAACUCGGGCUGAGAACGCGGCCCGACGUGAAUAGAACUUUGGCCACCGUGCCGAGGCAUUUGGCUCUCGAGACGUUGUACAGGGCCGAGGCGCAAUUCUCCCGCUAUCCGUUGCCCGACAACACGAGAAACGAUCGUCGCGAGGACGUUUACUCGACCGAGUUUCUUUACGGCGGCAACGAGUAUUCGUAUUCGAGGAAUCUCGAUCAACGAGCGGACCACGAUUCUGCCAAGGAUAACGGGAGAAUCGCUUCGUCUUACCGGGGCUACGAGGGGGGAGAAGGCGAGGAUCGAGAACCGGAAGAAGAGAUAGACGACUUUUACGCGAGAACCUCGGAGAUCAUCACGUUCGCCGAACCUGGACGGACGCUGAAUGGACAACCGUUACUAGAAUUCCCAAUGUCCAGCGGAGAGCCCGCCUUGGAACCGCUCAGGAUCAAGAGAGCAACGCUUUGGACGAGAGUCGAAUUCAGGCACGGUCAUCAUUAUCAACGUAAUCGACAGAGUCAAACUAAUCAGAGAAAUAUUACUCUGUGGGUAUUCAGAGUACGUUGCGGCAAUACGACGCAUUUGCGUGGAAAGGAGCUUGGCCAAUACCUGGAAAUGGUCACGUCCCUUGGAGUGAACGUCGGACAAUUGGGCUGGCUGAAAUUCGACGUUACGAAAGUUGUGAACAGUUGGUACACCACGAAUCGGGACACCGCGAGGGAUAAAUUGACGUUGCUCGUCGAUUGUACCGGAUGUGGCUCCCACGUCUACGUAUCCACAUUUGACGGACACUCCCCGCGCGUGAUCGAAUCGCCAUCUUUAAACGCCAAAGGUACUCAAGAUCCGGAUAGACCUUUCCUCGUCGUACGUACGGAUCCAGCGGCUGUGAAACGGGUUAGAAGACGGGCGAUCGAAUGUAGCGGCGCUAUAAAGGGCCAGUGCUGUAAGCAAAGGUUCUACGUCAACUUUUCUCAACUUGGUUGGGACGAUUGGAUAAUCGCACCGCAAGGGUAUUACGCGAAUUACUGCAGAGGAGAUUGCGCGGCUGGCCACAGAACACCGGACACUUUCCUCAAUUACUACACCCACGUGAUCGAGGAAUACAGGAAGAUGGAUCGACUGGCCGGUAUGCAACCUUGUUGCGCUCCUCUCAAGUUUUCCCCGAUGUCGUUGAUCUACUACGGUCCUGAUUCCAACAUCAUCAAAAGAGAUUUACCCAAGAUGGUGGUCGACGAAUGUGGUUGUCCUUAAAAACGUCUAGAUCUCUUUUCCUUCCUUCCUUCCUUCCUUCCUUUCCUUCCUUCCUUUCUUUCUUUCUUCCUUCCUUCCGUCUUACUCCAUCCACACUCCUCUUGCCUUACGAAGGGUUCCACCCGUCAAUCAAAUCUUCUAUACCUUUAUAUAAUCGAUGAACGCGUUCCCCCGAAAAUCGUCUAUCCCCUCCCCCCCCAUCCAUGACCGCGUUCAUCGUUACCAUCGUCGUGGUAUAUCGUGAUAUAUAUAUACAUAGCGUUCUGUGCGUACUUAUUUUGUCUUGCCGGAACUCGACUAUUCCAACCGACUCGAUCUCGAUACUCGAUAAGAUAAGAAUCGUUUCGCGUUCUUAUUCCCGAUCGGUGGCAAAGCGGAACGAAUUAUCGGUUUUAGAUGAACGGCUAGACGAACCGACGAUCGUUCGCAUUCCCGAUCCCAAAAAAGAUAUUUAUCGAAGAGUAACGAGUAAAGGUAUCGAGAAAAAAGGGGGAAAAAAGAAAAAAAAGGUGAAAAGGAGCCGCGACUCGGCUCACCUUACCUUCGUCGACCUCCAUGUUUUCUAACUUAGUACUACUUGGCUUAGUUUCGUUAAGAUAAAUCGUUCGUGCCGUUUGAAAUCUAUAAAGUAUCCAAAAUCUCCAAAAGGGAAGAUAUUAUGAUAAUAAUAAAUAAAAAGAUAAAUGUGCGUAUGUGCGUGCUUGUUCGUUCGUUCGUUCGUUCGUUCG
Messenger RNA from Apis mellifera (honey bee), 3260 nucleotides. It is a transcript of the gene Actbeta, whose product is annotated as inhibin beta chain. Gene Ontology annotation, molecular function: cytokine activity; growth factor activity. Gene Ontology annotation, cellular component: extracellular region. Bases 706 to 2532 code for a protein of 608 amino acids. The transcript is spliced from 5 exons. Gene Ontology annotation, biological process: SMAD protein signal transduction. NCBI's taxonomy places the organism in Eukaryota, Metazoa, Arthropoda, Insecta, Hymenoptera, Apidae. The record is from RefSeq and is a predicted model, not a curated record.